CGACAAGUUCACGCGAGCACGCGCGACACAAGGGAAAAAAAAAAACCUUUUCUGUCGAAGCUCCUAGAGAGACUUUUUCCUCCCAACCCCCCAUUUCCUUUGGUCGUAGCGGAAGUUGCUCUGUAAGCCGAGGCCUCGCACAUCCAAUGGCGACUGAAAACUGGCUGAACGGAAAGCGGGAGCGAUCACGAAGUGGACCCAAACCGUGAAGUCAAAAUUAAAUAAAUAUAUCAGCGGAUAACAGGACACAGAAAUAAGUUUCAAGAGUAGUACGUCAGCUUAGUUAUGGCUGACAGAAUGGACAAAAGAGGGAGUAUUUCGCUCCUGGAAUCGGAGCUUUAUUAUCUCAUUUCUCGUUUUUUAACAACCGGUCCUUGUCGGAGAGCGGCCGAGGUUCUCGUAAGUGAAAUGGAGGAACACCAGCUCCUUCCCCAUAGAGUGGACUGGGAAGGCAAUGAACAUCCCCGAUCGUAUGAAGACCUGAUUGCAGCCAACAAGCAUAUUGCACCAGACCACUUGCUGCAGAUAUGUAAGCAGAUUGGACCGAUCCUCAACAAACAAGUGCCGUCUGGUUUGCCUGGGGUGCAUUCUCUACUGGGAACAGGGAGACAUUCCUUACUUCGGACAGCAAAAGAUUGUGGCCAUAGCCGAUGGAAAAGCUCGACUUUUGCUGCGCUUCACAGAGGAAGACCACCAGAGAGGCCUUUGAGCUGCAGGGAUGCCCCAAAUCUGGUGGAGGUGUGCAGAGGAAGAGAGUUGACAGGCACUCAGCGUUUCAGCUUUGUCCAUCCUGUCAGUGUAUAUCAAAACAUCAAAAUGCACAGGAGGAUUCUGGGACAUCUCUCGGCCGUUUACUGCAUCGCCUUUGACCGAACAGGUUCCCGGAUUUUCACGGGUUCUGACGAUGCCUUGGUAAAAAUCUGGUCCUCUUUUGAUGGGAGGCUUCACUCCACUCUGCGGGGACAUCAUGCUGAGAUCUCUGACCUUGCUGUCAACAUGGAGAACACCCUCAUUGCAGCGGGUAGUUGCGACAAAACCAUCCGUGUCUGGUGCCUUCGUACCUGUGCCCCAGUAGCAGUGCUGCAGGGUCACAGUGGAUCUAUUACCUCUUUACAGUUUUCUCCAUUUGCCAAGGGCUUCAAAAGGUUCAUGGUCUCUACAGGAACUGAUGCAACUGUCUGCUUCUGGCAGUGGGAUGUAAAAAACACCAAUUUCACUGAUCGUCCGCUGAAAUUCACAGAAAGACCAAGACCUGGUGUUCAGAUGGUGUGCUCCUCGUUCAGCCCAGGAGGCAUGUUCCUAGCCACAGGGAGCACUGAUGAUGUUAUCAGGAUAUACUACAUGGGCAGUGGCAGUCCGGAAAAAAUAGCAGAGCUUAAUUCACACACGGACAAAGUUGACAGCAUCCAGUUCUGCAACACAGGAGAGAGGUUUGUAAGUGGCAGCCGUGAUGGUACUGCUCGCAUCUGGAAGCUGCAUCAGAGACAUCAGUGGAGAAGCAUUUUACUGGAGAUGUCUGCCACUUUACCAGGAACUGUGCCUGCGGAAGAAGAGGGUUUCUUUAAACCCAAGGUCACCAUGGUGUCGUGGGAUCGACAUGACAAUACCGUUAUCACAGCUGUCAACAAUCAUCUCCUCAAAGUGUGGAACUCCUACACAGGGCAGCUUUUACAUGUGUUGAAGGGUCAUGAGGCAGAGGUGUUUGUGCUGGAACCACACCCAUAUGAUCCCCGUGUCAUGCUGUCUGCAGGUCAUGAUGGCAACAUUUUCAUAUGGGACCUUAUAAGAGGCACAAAGACUCAUCACUACUUCAACAUGAUUGAAGGUCAGGGACAUGGUGCUGUUUUUGACUGCAAGUUCACCCCUGAUGGUCAUCGUUUUGCCUGUACAGACUCUCAUGGUCACCUGGUCAUUUUUGGUUUUGGAAGUUCCAAGCCAUAUGAAAAGCUUCCAGAGCAGGUGUUUUUCCACACUGACUACCGUCCAUUGAUCCGGGAUUCCAACGGGUAUGUACUGGAUGAGCAGACACAACAGGCACCUCACCUAAUGCCCCCACCCUUUCUUGUGGAUGUCGACGGGAAUCCUCAUCCUCCCAGAUAUCAGAGACUUGUGCCAGGGAGGGAGAAUUUCACAGAUGAGCACCUGGUUCCUCAACUUGGAUAUGUUGCCACAAGUGAUGGGGAGGUGGUGGAGCAGGUGAUCAGCCAACAGCCAGCUGAGAGUGAGGACCAUCAGGCACGCCGUAGUCUCUUAGAUGAUGCCAUACGUCAGCUUCAGGAACAACAGGACCAGAAUGCUCGGAGGCAGCAGGGCACUCCAAGAAGAGUGUCUUUGGGAGAGCGGAUGGAGGUGCAGUCUCCACCUAAUGUGGGGCUCAGACGCAGCGGGCAAGUGGAGGGAGUGCGUCAGAUGCAUCAAAAUGCACCACGCAGCCAGAUGGCCACGGAAAGGGACUUGCAGGCAUGGCGGCGCAGGGUGGUGGUGCCUGAACUUACUGUCAGUGCAUUUGAGGAUCAGGAGUCAUUCAGAAUCGCUAAGGGAGAGGAAGAAAUUCUCCUUUAUAAUGCCAAGAAGCGCCGAAUUGCACAUGGCACCUUUCGGGAUGACUCUGAUGAUGAAGCAGUGUGCACCAAGCGUGCACAGCCACGCAAACGGCACCGCAAUUUGGAGAGUAACGUUGAGAGUCUGAUUGAGUUUUCCUGUGAGGAAGGAGAGGAGACUGCUUCUUCUGAGGAGAAUGAAAUUGACGCUAGCGAAGUAGACUCAUCAAAUGAAGAGGAAGAAGAGGAGUGGAAUAGUGACAGCUCAAGUCAUUCUUCCAGCGAGCAUUCUGAUUGGACAGCUGAUGCUGGAAUCACUGCGCAGGCGGCUAUGUCCUCCCGAAGACGUGCUCGUAGGCAGAUUAGCAGUUCUGAUGAUGAUGAUAAUGAGGCGGAGGAUGAGGAGGAGGAGGAAGAGGAGGAGCAGGAAGAAGACAAAGCUGCAGAAGAUGAGCAAACUGAACAAACACAGGAUGAGGAUGCGCAGUCCUCUUCACCUGAAAAAUCGAAGAAAAAAGUUAAAAGCAAAACACCAAAGUCUCCAAAACCCAGGCUGUCUCUGAAUAGAGAAGUGUCCAAUGAGUUUCGUCCCUCUACCUGGAUUACUGAUGUCAUUCCACGAAAGUCUCCGUUUGUUCCACAAUUAGGAGAUGAGGUGAUUUACUUCCGUCAGGGGCAUGAGGCCUAUGUGGAUGCAGUGUGCAGGAGUAAUUUGUACCCCAUCAACCUGGACAAACAGCCAUGGCGGAAAAUGGCUUUGAGAGACCAAGAGUUUGUUAAAAUAACUGCAAUCAAGUAUGAGGUGUGUCCUCCCACACUUUGUUGCUUGAAACUGACUCAGAUUGACACUGGAACAGGCAAAAUAACAAACAAAUCAUUUUCUGUGAAGUAUCAUGAUAUGCCUGAUGUGAUUGACUUCCUUGUGCUCCGGCAGAACUAUGAUGAAGCAUGCAGCAGGAUCUGGAGACCAAACAAUCAUUUUCGCUCAGUAAUUGAUGAUGCUUGGUGGUUUGGGACCAUAGUCUGUCAGGAGCCAUAUCAGCCUGAGUAUCCUGACAGCCAUUUCCAGUGUUUCAAAGUCAAGUGGGACAAUGGAGAAACUGAAAAGAUAAGUCCAUGGGACAUUGAAGCUAUUCCAGAGAAUGCUCAGCGUCCAGAGGCAGAGGGUGGAUGUGUGCCAGUCACAGAUGAGGAAAGAGCGGAGUUUUUGUACAAACCACAGGAGGAUGAGUGGGGUGGGAGAAGUCGAGAAGAAGAGUGCGCCCGCAUCAUUGCUGGCAUUGACCAUCUCAUCACAAUAGAUAUUGCUGCACCCUUCUCUGGCCCAGUGGAUCUAAGUCAAUAUCCGACUUACUGUACUGUAAUCGCCUACCCUACGGACCUCGGCUCCAUCCGCAUGAGGCUGAAACACAACUUCUAUAGGAGAUUAUCUGCAUUAAUUUGGGACACAAAGUACAUUUAUUUCAAUGCAAGGACCUUUAAUGAACCACGAAGCAAGAUUGCACAAUCAGCAAAAUUUAUAACAGAUGUUCUUUUAAAGUUCAUUAGCAAACCACAUUAUAUUGAUAUUAUGGAGAUUUACAAUGCUGUUGAGAACAUGGAGUGCACAGAGGAUGAGGAUAUAGAAGAUGUGGAUGCACCAGGCACAUCCACUGGGAGAAGGGCUCAUCAGCAGAUAGAGCUGGUACAGGACACGGACGCAUGGAAGGAUGCAUGCAAACAGCUGCUGGAUUAUAUGUUUGAGUGUGAGGACUCCGAGCCUUUCCGUCAGCCUGUGGAUCAGAAUGAGUAUCAGGACUAUUUAGAAAUCAUCGACACCCCCAUGGAUCUGGAGACUGUUCGACAAACCCUGGAAGAAGACCGCUAUGAAAACCCUACUGAACUAUGCAAAGACUCGAGGCUCAUUUUUGCAAAUGCUAAAGCCUACACACCAAACAAACGCUCAAAGAUUUACAGUAUGACUCUGCGUCUAUCUGCAUUCUUUGAGGAACGCAUUCGUAAAAUCAUCUCUGACCACAAGACUGCAGUUAAAAGUAGUUUAAAGUUGAGACGUAGUCAGAGGUUUAAAAAGAGAACUCAGCAGGAGGAACCCAUUUUACCUCCUCCCAGGGGUGAAUCCACUAGUCAGAAGAGGGCCUCAAUUAAAACUCAGGAAAAAGUGGAAUCACUUACAACCAAAUCUACCUCGGCUAAGGCCUCUACAGCGAUGCGCCAUCGCAAUAAGAAGCGAAGGCGUCUCAGUUCUACCUACACAUCAGUUGAGGACUCCAAUAAGAGCGCCUCAUCUCUGUCAGAAUCGGAAAAUGACAGUGAAGUCUCGUUGAGUGAAUCAAAAGAAGAAUUCCCUUCUUCGCAGCCAUUUAGACGUGAGACAAGAGCAGCACGGAGAGCCAUGCAGAAGAAAGAGGCGAAGAGACAGAAUGUCACUAAAACUGGAAGUGAGAUUGACUGCUCGACUUAUGAUGAUGAUGAUGAUGAUGAUGACGAUGAUGAGUAUUCUGGGAAGUCCAGCUCAUUAAAACGACUACAGUCAAACAGAAAUAAAAGCAGGAACACCCGAAUCACACGAAACUCAGAGAAAAGAAAGCCAGAAGGUAGUAAUCAGGUGAACGGGAUCAUCAGCAGAUCCUCCCGUGCAGAGCGCAGAAGAGUUCGAGACAGCAGUGGCUCUGACCUAGAUUGUUCUGAAGAUGAGGAGAAUGUGGAAAACACGGAUAUCUCAGACCAUAGUCGCCAGCCCAGGAAAACUGCUGUGGCUGCAGUCAGUAAGAUGAAGCUGAUUGAGGCAUCUGAGGAGGAAGAUACUUCAGAGCAUAGGGCUCAUGCCAGGAUGAUCAAACGUGCUGCAGUUUUCCAAAGCAGCUCAGAGUCUGAGGAGCACGAUCAGCAGGAGUCGAAUGAAAGUGAAGACUGUAAGGAGAAAAGUGAAGCCAGUCCUGACAGUGACUCAUCGUUUUCGCAUCGGAAUGGAGAGACUAAAAGUGUCAACCAUAGAUCUUCUAGGAGGAGAGUGGUAAAAAAAGAUGAUUCUCCUCAUGUCAAUGGGCACAGAAAACACAGCCACGAAGAGAGUGAUGACAACAGCAAUGAGGAAGAAAGUGAGAAUGAAACUUCAGAUGAAGAGGAGGAUUCCAUUUGUAGGCGAAAGCUCAUCAGGAAAACUGCAAGACUUGCAGUGUGUAAAAUAAAACAAAUUAAUAAAAGUGACGAGGAGGAAGAGAAUCACAUUCGAACCAGACGAUGGAGGAAUCCUACAAGCAAUCCAAAUACCUCAAAAGCGUCUGAUGAGGAUAUGAUUAUUCCAAGGGCUGAGAGACACCCUCAUCAAAAUGGAAGAAAAUUAGACACACAGAAGCUUAAAUACUUUGAGAAAUCAAACAAUAUGAUGUCAAAAAGCCAAGAAGUUGUAACUGCCUCAAAAGCUCGUACAGCUCCUGGAGUGAUAGCAUUAAAGUCAGGUGUGAAGGAGUCCAGUGCUUCAAGGAGAAAAAUUAGAUCUGAAGGUGAAGAGGAAAAAAAUGAGAGCAGUAGUGGAGAGGAGAAAAUCACAAACAAAAAAACCUCCUUGGCAAGAAAGAACAAAUCAAGAAGACCAGCCAAGUCACCGAGUUUGGAUGCUGACUCUAACACUUCCGACUCUGAGAAUGAAAUGCUUUCAAAUCAGAGGCGUAAGAAAAAAGAGGCUGAUUCUUCUGAAGAGUGGCGACAAAGCGAUGAAUCUGAAAACAAUAGUAAAUCAUUUUCCAGAAGACCUACUGUAAGAGCCCGCCCAAAAAAGAAAUGCAUAACCGACUCUGAGGAGGAUGUGGACUCUGUUGUAGCAAAGCAAUCAUGGAAUGGGAAGAAAACUUCUGAAUCGGUGAAAUGCGGCACCAAUCGUCGCCCAAAAUCGUCAGGAGGAUCAAAAAGGAAACACAUUAGCACUUCGGAAUCAGAUGACAAAGAACAAAAUGGUAACGCCAGUAGUGAAAGUGAGUGUGGCAGACCCUCAGGGAGAACAGGAAAGCGGUUUAAGAAACCUUCAGAAUCUGAGAGUGAUUCUGGAAGUGCGGAGAAAACUGUGAACGGUUCUUUAAAAAGGCACCAGUCUGAGGAUGAAAACUCUGGAGGUACUGGUCAACAAGGCAAAUUGCAGUCUGGAAAACGGAAACACAGUGAGUGUUACAGCAGUGUUGGCAACAUUGACUCCGAGAGCCAGGAGGAGUCCAGCAAUGAAUCACAGAUCUCCAGCUCAGGAUCACAAAGUAGUCCAAAAACAUAUGCCAAGGAAAGAUUGAGGGGUCGAAAACGAGGAACUGCACAUCACAAACCGUCUACUUCUGAUAUUGACAGUGACAAUUCCUAUGGAAAACCUCCACGAGCCACACGCAUUCGGACACGGAAUCUCGGCAAACGGACUGUAAACUACAGAGACAGCGAGUGACUGAGUUGGCUGUGUAUAGAGACACUAACUGGAGACCUUGAAGACAUUUGAUUGUCCCAAAAAAAGUAGUAGCACUGGAGUCCUCUACAUACUGUGAAUCAACUUCAGGGAUAUUUAUAGUUUUUGUUGGGGGUGGGGGGUUGUGUAUAAAUUUGAGAUUUGAGCUACUGGUUUGGCUGCCCCUUUCUGUUGUGAUUUGGCCACCAAGAAUGAUUACAGGUGCAUUGUCUGUCUGGGUGCUAUCUUAAUAUACCUCCUGCUUAAUUGAGCAUAUUUUUGCUGGCUUGCACUAAAUGGCACACUGUACUGAGGUAUCUCAUACACUAGUUCUGUUAGAAACUCAGGGGUCAACUUCAUUUACCGUUUUCAGACUUUUAGGGUUGUUCUCCCCCACCCAACCCUUCUGGGGUUUUCUCCAUUAAGAAUAAUUGUGUUGAAAUUUCUUCCAUUUGACACUUGUUUAUUUUUUUAAAGCCACAUGAAUCUUAUUGUAUUUGUUAAGGAAUUAUUGAGCCAAUGUGUACAAAGUUUCUUUUUUUCCCCAUUUCAUUUAGGGUGUGUGUGUAUAUAUGUUAUGUGCAUUUCUUUUUUUUUUUUUUUUUUUUUUUUUUUGCAUCUUUCCAGAGUUUUUGAAGAAUCAGUUUGUAGCUAAGCUUUGCAUAUUUAAAAUGGUCAAGCAUUAUUUUGUAUUAAAUUCAAAUUCAUUGUCUUGCCAUAUAGUAUAAAUUUGGUACAUGUUUGCAAAGUACAUGAAAUCAGUACUUGCUGCGAAAUACAGUGAUUUCUCAUAUUGGGAAGAUGUUUCAGUCACCUGUUAUAUACUUUUCAGUAUUAAUUCGUUUUCUGACUUAACUUAUGAAUGGUAAAUAACUUUUGUAUCCACUGCGUUUGAAUUUAAUAUUGUUGGAGGAGAAAUACACCCAAACUGACAUUAUUUCUUAAUGUCUUUUGCAAAAAGCCAACUCUUUAAUUCAAGUUUUGCAGAUGUUUAGUCUAAGGGAACAUGGAUGGAGUUAUAGGUAAAAGCAUUUGAUGAAUAAACUGGCCUGCUGUUUAAUGGCAAAACUGA
Messenger RNA from Silurus meridionalis, 8032 nucleotides. It is a transcript of the gene brwd1, whose product is annotated as bromodomain and WD repeat domain containing 1. Lineage: Eukaryota; Metazoa; Chordata; Actinopteri; Siluriformes; Siluridae. Gene Ontology annotation, biological process: regulation of transcription by RNA polymerase II; cytoskeleton organization; regulation of cell shape. Gene Ontology annotation, cellular component: nucleus. Bases 286 to 6963 code for a protein of 2225 amino acids. The transcript is spliced from 44 exons. Gene Ontology annotation, molecular function: protein binding. The record is from RefSeq and is a predicted model, not a curated record.